GGGUCACGCGGUGCCUCCAUCGCCGCUUCUUCCUGUCCCCCUACAGUUGCUGCGGCCGUUGCGGGCGGCCUCGCCGCACCAUGGCUGACCAGCAGGACAAGGCCGCGCUGAUCGCCGAGACGAGGCGGCGCUUUGAGGCGGAGUACCUGCCAGAUAAAUCAGAUAAGUACGAUUCUAGAGAUGUGGAAAGACUUCAGCAAGAUGAUAAAUGGGUUGAAAAUUACCUGAUUUGGCGUCAUGAUGUUGUGGAUGAUACAUUAAAGAUGAUUGACGAAAGCUUUCAGUGGAGGAAAGAAUAUACUGUUAAUGACUUGUCCGAAUCUGUUCUUCCAAAAUGGUUGUUUGAAAGUGGUGCUCUCUUUCUGCAUGGAUAUGAUAAAGAAGGCUAUAAAUUAUUUUGGUUCAAAGUGAAACUUCAUGUAAGGGAUCAAAAACAGCAACUUGAUAAAAAGAAACUUGUAGCUUUCUGGCUAGAACAUUAUGCCAAGAGAGAUCAUGGAAAGCCCUUAACGGUGGUAUUUGACAUGGCUGAAACCGGAAUCAGUCACAUAGACUUGGACUUCGUUCGUUUUAUUGUUAACUGUUUUACAGACUAUUAUCCGAACUUUCUUACGAAGAUAGUGAUCUUUGAAAUGCCAUGGAUAAUGAAUGCUGCUUUUAAAAUUGUGAAGGGUUGGCUUGGCCCUGAUGCAAUAAGCAUGCUAAAAUUCACGAACAAGAGUGAUGUACAGGAAUAUAUCAGUGGAGAAUAUCUGCCACCUCACAUGGGCGGAACUGAUUCUUUCAAGUACAGUUAUCCUCCACUAGUAGAUGAUGAUUUUCAAACACCUUUAUGUGAAAAUGGGCCUAUCACUAGUGAAGAUGAGCAUGAAAGUAAAGAAGAGAUAGAUACCGAUACCAAGGAGCCUGGAGAUCUGAAUGAAGAACAAAACCUUAAUCAGAAAAAGAUGAAUUCUGUAGAACAAAUUUCCAAGUCAGAGGAAAAUGACAAAACAGAGUUCAAACCAAAGAAUGCAAAGAAAGCACUAACCACUUUUAAAGGACCUUUGUUACAUAUCAGUCCUGCAGAAGAACUAUAUUUUGGAUCCAAAGAAACUGGAGAGAAAAAGUGUUUGAUAGUUCUGACAAACGUCACUAAAAACGUAGUAGCUUUUAAGGUAAGAACAACUGCUCCUGAAAAAUACAGAGUUAAACCCAGUAACAGCAGCUGUGAACCUGGCACAUCGUUAGACAUAAUAGUCUCUCUUCAUGGUGGUUUUUCAGCUUCUCUGCAGGAUCGUUUCCUUAUAAUGGCAGCAGAAAUGGACCAGUCUUCUGGAUCAGGUGUACCAGAACUGGCUCAGUUUUGGAAAGAAGUCCCUAGGACCAAGGUGAUGGAACAUAGGCUCAGGUGUCAUGUCAUAGAAAGCAGUAAGCCUUCUACUCUGACAUUAAAAGAAAAUGCACUAAAUAUUCCAGCAAAAACCAACGAAGAUUUACAUAUGCAGCUAACUCAUUUACUGCAAAUUAAUAAAAGACUUCAAGAGCAGAUUGAUCGCUGCCUUUGGUUCCAGCAGUUGUCAGUUGUUUUAUCAUCAUUAUCAGUUACUAUUGUUGCCUUCUGCUUCUACCUGGCAUAUAGCCAGAGAAGCUAAAAAGAGCCAUUUUGCGCUAAAGAUGCUGCCUAUCAUGAUUGUCUGGAGUGGAAAUGAUUCCUGUACUACACUCAGAUUCCGGAACUGCCAACAUGAGGUUUGUGAGUCCACAACAAUGGAUGAGUUUCCUGCACAAUGAAGUGAAUGACCAAGAAGGGAAGUUAUUGAAAGUUGACACUUGGAACAGUGCAUGAAGGCGAUGAUAGAGCUGGGAGUUAUUUCCACUCUACAGCUUAAUAACUACUGAACUGGAAGAAGAAAACCAAAUACAACAACAUAAUUUAAAACUUCAGUUGCUUUUUUCUCUACUCGAGUACUUUAAAUACAGUAUUUCAGUUAUUUUCAUCAUAUUCAUUCCUACAUUCAAAAUUACUCUCACAGAAGGUGUAAGCAGUCUGCUUGAUGUAUUCUAAAGUUUCAUAUAUUCUUUCAGGAAAAUUUACAGAAAUUAUGUACUACGGGCAGAUUUUUUGUAUAAUCUAGGUACAGUCUAGUAUAAAGGAAGGUAUUUGUUAGUAAUUAUUUUGGUACUUCAGGGCCAUUGCUUUCUUUAAUUAAAUUCUUUUUUUUUUUUUUCCUUUUCCUGAAAGCAAGCAUACUGUAAAUAUUUUCUUCCAAAUAACAUGCACACAGCCAUACUGACCAGCAAAAUAAUCAUGGCUUGAUUCCAAAAAUAGUAAUGAAAUAGUCAUGCUGAGACACUGUUCCUAUUCCCUCCCUGUUUCUUAUUUUUAUGGGUUUUUUUGGAAGCAGCUCUUAGUGACAUUGCAGGAGUGUGACAGUUGGCUUUUGAUGGCCGAGUUAUGGUUCCUAAAGAGAUUAAUAAAUACUGUAAGGACGUACUCUGAGAUGUGCAAUAUGCGUAAAUCACAGAUGACUUUAUGAAAAAAAUCAAGCCAGAAAGAUUAAGUAUUACUGAAGGCGAUAUGAAAGUGUUAUUUCUACCAUUUCUCAGAAAAAUAUUGUAAAAAUGGUGUAUGAAGCGAGCAUUACUUUAUUCUAACAAGAAUUCUUUGUAUUCGUGGCUGUAAAUAUGUACAUUAAAAUGCUAAACACCUAAAAGGAGACUGAUGGUAUCUUUCAUAAAUUUAAUUUUUUAACUGUAGAUGAUGUCUAAUUUGUUUACUGGAAUUAAGUUUUGCUACAAUUUAGCUUUGUAAUAGAUUUAGCUUUGGUUUGUUGACUUCAAUAGAUAAUAAGAGAUUACUGGGGAGAAGUACAGGUCAUAAUCUGCUUCUGUCUUUUUGGUGAUGGUAUCUCUCCAGUGUGUUGUAGUUAUAGUAUCAUUUCUAGGGAAUAGAAGAGGACAGUUUUGAAAAUGUUAGUAAACUGAUUGACUAAGGAAGCAGGAAUGGUUCAAAGUGAUUACUAAGAACUACUGUGUAAAAGGCAAAUUGUCAGAAUUGCUUGGUGCAUGGUCUUUCUUCUGUACUUUCUUAAUUGAUACCUUAUUCUGCCAUAGUCUGUGUUUCUUAUUUUUUCAUUGAUCUGAUUUCUGUACAUUUUCCUUCUCGACAUUUUUUUCUGAAUGAAUUCACAGCUUACAUUAUUCACUGCUAACUGUUGAACGUUUAAGUUAUUUUCAUGUGCACAAACUUCAAAUGCUUUGCUUCCAACAAAAUGGAUUGUUGUCCUGUUGAGAAAAGUAACAAAGUGAUUUAUAACUUUCAGAUAAUAAUUACUAACCAUGCUAUUAAAAUGCUGAUUCCUUAAUUUGAGUGGAUUGAAUAGCACUUUACUGUAAAAUUGUGAGAAAUAUAUUCUUACAGUAUUUGCCAAUAUGAAUAUUUUAAUGUUUUGGUGCUUUCAUAAAUAUUUUCUGUAUUUUAUUACUAUGUUGGUAUUUUCUUUGUAUGAUGAAUCAGAUGAGCAUUUUUUUCUAUUUUAAUAUGUUCCAGAAAAAUACAGUUACAAAAUAAAUUUGAGGAAAUACACAGUC
Gallus gallus (chicken) is the source of this 3573-nucleotide messenger RNA. RefSeq names its product motile sperm domain containing 2 (gene MOSPD2). Lineage: Eukaryota; Metazoa; Chordata; Aves; Galliformes; Phasianidae. Bases 81 to 1634 code for a protein of 517 amino acids. The transcript is spliced from 15 exons. The record is from RefSeq and is marked validated.